AUGGCACGGAUACAUGCAGAAAGGCUCCGUGUCACGAUUGGAUAUGAGGGUUUGUUUUAUGUGGAUAAUGCCGGGAUGAGUGGUGGUAUGGCGUUGUUUUGGAGGAAGAAUAAUUCGGCAUCUUUGUUGGGUUAUUCUAAGAAUCAUGUAGAUGUGGAGGUAAGGGCUCAGAAUGGUAAACAGUGGCGAAUGACAUGUUUCCAUGGGCAUUUGGAUCACAGUAGGACGUGGGAGUCCUGGGGUUUGUUGGAAAGUUUGAAGGCUAAAUCCUUGCUGCCCUGGGUGGUCAUAGGGGAUUUUAAUAAUCUUCUAUUUCAGUAUGAGAAAAGAGGAGGGAAUCCGUACCCGAAUCACCUCUUACGAGGCUUUGGGGAGACCUUAGAUGGUUGUGGUUUGAUACAGUUACCUAUGUGGGGCCAUCAGUUUACUUGGGAGAAGAGUAGAGGGACGGACAAUUGGAUUGAGGAGAGACUGGAUAAGGUUUUAGCCACAGCUGAUUGGUGUGGGCUAAACGACCAUGUAGACGUGGAAAACAUCAUAGCUCGGCCUUCAGAUCACUCGGCCCUCUUUCUUAGUAUGGAUGCGCCAUGCAUACGUGGGGGAAGAGUUGCGAGGAGAUUUAGGUUUGAGAUGGCAUGGCUCCAGGAUGAGGGGUGUAGGGGGGUGGUGGCAGCGGCCUGGCAGGGAGGGAGGGUUGAGGGGUUGCUGAAUUGUCAGCAACGGUGUGGGGAGAGGUUGAUGAGGUGGGGUGGAGAGAACUUCCAUAAGUUUGGAGAGCGUAUUGGGAGGUUGAAAAAGAGACAGGGAGCUAUCCGGAAUAGGAGGGACCCGGCCGCGUUGGCCGAGUUCCACCAGAUCGAUGUGCUCUUAGCCCGACUGGAGGCGCAGGAGGAUGUGUUCUGGAGACAACGAGCAAAGCAGCACUGGCUACGUGGUGCAAAUGCAAAUACGAGGUUCUAUCACAGGUAUGCUUCUGCUCGUAAAAAAAAGAAUACUGUGAAUAGAAUUUUGAAUAAUGAUGGCAUGUGGGUGGAGGGGAAUGAUAUGUGCUCUGUUAUCCUUGACUAUUUUCGACAAAUUUAUACAACUGAGAGUACUGCUUUUGAUGAUGCUAUGCUUGAUAAUUUUGCCCCGCGAGUAACGCAUGCUCAGAAUGAAUAUUUAUUGCGUCCGUUUGGACCAGAAGAUGUGAAAGAGGCAAUAAGUUCCAUGUAUCCUGACAAGGUGCCUGGCCCGGAUGGAUUGAAUCCAGGCUUUUACCAGCACUUCUGGGAUGUAGUAGGGGGGAUGUGCAAUCUUCCUGAAGGCGUAAAUGAUACAAAUAUUGUUCUAAUCCCCAAGAAGAAUGUGCCGGAAAGGGUCGCUGAUAUGAGACCGAUUGCUCUUAGUAAUGUUAUUUACAGGGUAAUGGCUAAGAUGAUAACAAAUAGGAUGAAACCACUAAUGGGGGGCCUGAUCUCAGAGUCUCAAAGUGCGUUUAUUCCCGGGCGCCUGAUCAUGGAUAACAUCCUUGUUGCAGCAGAGGUGGGGCAUUAUUUGAAUAGGAAGCAAUGUGGGCUAACAGGAUGGAGUGCCUUAAAGCUUGAUAUGUCGAAGGCGUAUGACAGGAUGGAGUGGGCGUUUUUGCAGAGAAUGCUGUGUGCUUUUGGGUUUGAUCAGCGGUGGGUUACCCUUAUUAUGCAUUGCGUCACAACUGUGAGAUAUACGAUUAUGGUUAAUGGGGUGGCUGGUGGGCAGAUAACACUUACGCGUGGGCUCAGGCAAGGGGAUCCUCUAUCUCCUUAUUUGUUUAUUAUUUGUGCAGAAGGGCUUUCUAUGCUUUUACAGAAAGCACAGAUGGAUGGAGCAAUACAUGGUUGUAGGGUGGCAAGAGGAGCACCCCUGGUGUCCCAUCUAUUUUUUGCAGAUGAUAGCCUACUGUUUUUCAAAGCUAAUAUUGAGGAGGCUGAUGUAAUUAGACAGUACUUACACCAAUAUGAGAGAUUGUUUGGUCAGAAAGUGAACUAUGACAAGUCCAGUAUAUGUUUUAGUAGGAAUACUCAUGAAGAAAUAAAGGGGGAGGUGGCGGCGUGUUUAGGGGUGAACCAGGUGGCUAACUUUGGAAAAUAUUUGGGUCUCCCAUCGUUUGUAGGCAGGAAUAAGAGAGCUGUUUUUUCCUAUGUGGAGGAUAAGAUCAGACAAAGAAUUGGUUCGUGGAGUAAAAAGUUGCUUACUCAGGCUGUUUGCACAUCGAUUGAAAGGACCAUGAACAGAUAUUGGUGGGGUUCUGGAACGGAUAGGAAGAUACAUUGGAAAGCUUGGGAUAAAUUGUGUAUCCCUAAGAAAUAUGGGGGACUGGGAUUUAAGGAUCUACGGGCUUUUAACUUGGCAAUGUUGGAAAAGCAGGCAUGGCGGUUCCUCACAGAGCCUACUACUUUGGCAGCAAGAAUAUAUAAAGCCAGGUAUUAUCCGAAUACAUCUUUUGUUGAUGCUACCAUAGGGAAUUGCCCAAGUUUUUGUUGGAGAAGUAUAAUGGCUGCACAUGGAAUGGUUUGUUCGGGAGUAAGGAGGCGAGUAGGAAAUGGUGAAAAAACAUUGAUAUGGGGGCAUCCCUGGUUACCAGAUAGUCCCAGUCCGUUGGUCCAAACAAUAAUGCAUGAGGAGUUACGACAUGCCCAUGUUGCAGGUUUGAUUGACCGGCAGACUAAUACCUGGGAUCCGCAUAUUCUGGCUGAUUUAUUUAUCCCUGAGGAUGUGGCACGCAUUUCUAUGAUCCCUGUUAGCCCGGACUAUGAGGACACAUGGUAUUGGAAGGGAGAGAUGAAUGGAAUAUAUUCGGUUAAAAAUGCCUAUAGGCAGAUUAAGGGGGAUUAUGAGCAUAGCCCAGGUGAUUUUGAUAAAUGGGUUACUCUAUGGAAGCUGAGAGUGCCACCCAAAUGGAAAACCUUCUUGUGGAGAGCAGUUUGUGAUAUCCUCCCUACUACAAACAAUCUAAUACUGAGAAGAGUUGAGAUUGAGCCGAUUUGCCCAAUGUGCCAAGGGGCGCAAGAAAACGCCAUGCAUGCGUUACUCUUGUGUGAUUAUUCUAAAUUAGUAUGGUGUUUGUCGGGGUUGCCUGUUACCAAUAUACUUACUAAUUCAUUGUCGACAUGGCUUAUGGGAGUUUUUACUGUCUUAACAGAGGAACAGUGUGGCCUAGCUGUGGCUAUACUGUACGCUAUUUGGAGUGCCCGCAAUGCUGCGGUAUGGGAACGUGCUCUCCAAAGACCGAGUCGGACAUGGCACCGAGCGGUGGCAGCCAUGCAAGCAUACCGACGAUCGCGCCCCCUGGCGACUGCACCGGCACCUACUGCCUUGACCGAGCAAGCUGGCAGCAACGUCCCACGUUGCUACGUCGAUGCUGGUUUCAGACCGGGUACUGGAGAGGCGUCAUUCGGAGUAGUGCUCGUCUCGCACCAUGGCUCAUUUAUUGCGGCAACAAAUGGACGGCUGGCUGGGGCUUUUUUGGCUACUAUGGCCGAAGCGCUCGCUUGCAAGGAGGCACUAUCUUGGCUUAAGGGUCGGGAUAUCAUGGAGGUGGACAUCUUAACGGAUUGCAUAGACUUACGAAAUAUUCUACACUCAGGCCGCGCGGCUAAAUACUCCUACCUUGGGAUCAUCGUGGACCAGUGCAGGACGGCUAUAUCGUUGUUUACGAAAUGUUCUUUAAGUUACGUUUCUAGGAAUUUAAAUUUACAUGCCCAUACUUUAGCUUCUCUAGCUUUCGAUCAGGAUCAAACUAUGUAUUGGGACUCUGUUCCUCCUGACUCUAUCAUUCACUUUAUUCAUUAA
Ipomoea nil (Japanese morning glory) is the source of this 3810-nucleotide messenger RNA. RefSeq lists its product as uncharacterized. The record is from RefSeq and is a predicted model, not a curated record. Gene Ontology annotation, molecular function: RNA-DNA hybrid ribonuclease activity; nucleic acid binding. The transcript is spliced from 3 exons. NCBI's taxonomy places the organism in Eukaryota, Viridiplantae, Streptophyta, Magnoliopsida, Solanales, Convolvulaceae. Bases 1 to 3810 code for a protein of 1269 amino acids.